Brachypodium distachyon (stiff brome) is the source of this 2608-nucleotide messenger RNA. Its product is annotated as CRM-domain containing factor CFM3, chloroplastic/mitochondrial. NCBI's taxonomy places the organism in Eukaryota, Viridiplantae, Streptophyta, Magnoliopsida, Poales, Poaceae. Gene Ontology annotation, molecular function: RNA binding. The record is from RefSeq and is a predicted model, not a curated record. The transcript has 3 exons. The coding region runs from base 137 to 1975 and encodes 612 amino acids.
UUAUCGCCCUCGCCGCCGCUUUCCUAAACCUUCCUCCUCCUCUUCCGCCCACCUCGCCGCCGCCGCCUUUCCGAAGCUCCCCAAAACCACCGGCGGCGGGGGAGGCGCGUCGCGUCGCGGCGCUGCCAGCCGGAUUAUGUGGGCUCUGCAGAGCCUCCGCCGAAGCCUCCCGCGGGCGGCAGCCUCCUCGUCGUCGCUCCACCGGUGGUGCGGUGUCCCGUCGAUUAGCCCCCCCGAGGGGUUCGCAGCGAGGGGAGGAGCGGGUGAGGCGGCGUCGGUAUCAGGCGCGUUGGUGCCGGCGGUAGAGGGCGGCGGAGGAGGGGUAUGCCGGCGGCUGAUGUCGACGACCAAGGGGAGGAGCAUGCGGAGCAAGGUGGAGAAGCGGAUGGCCAGGGAGACCGGCCGCACGCAGCGGGAGCUGCGCCGCGCCGUCAAGCUCAGGAAGAAGCUCAUGACCGACGACGAGAGGCUCAUCCACAGCAUGCGGAGGGCCAAGAAAAAAGUUGCUUUACUUCUACAAAAGCUCAAGAAGUAUGAGCUACCAGACCUACCAGCUCCUCGCCAUGAUCCAGAGCUGUUAACAGCUGAACAACUACAGGCUUACAAGAAGAUUGGAUUCAGAAAUAGAAAUUAUGUCCCUGUUGGAGUUCGUGGAGUUUUUGGAGGUGUUGUUCAAAACAUGCAUAUGCAUUGGAAAUUCCAUGAGACAGUACAAGUUUGCUGUGACAACUUCCCGAAGGAAAAAAUUAAGGAAAUGGCAGCUAUGCUGACAAGAUUAAGUGGUGGCAUAGUGGUUAACAUUCACAAUACCAAAACAAUUAUCAUGUUUCGAGGAAGAAACUACCGUCAACCAAAGAACCUCAUACCUUUUAACACACUUACCAAAAGGAAGGCUUUAUUCAAGGCUAGAUAUGAGCAGGCUCUUGAAUCGCAGAAACUAAAUAUCAAGAAAAUAGAGACACAACUUCGUCGCAAAGGUAUCAACCCAGAGGACCCAGUUGCCAUGGCCAGCAUCCAGCGAGUUGCCUCAACAUUCUUCCGAGCCAUAGAUGAGCAGCAAGGUACUCCCUAUGUCUUCCGUGGGGAUGCACAACCUACUGCUGGUACUACUGAAAUAAAAGAACCACAUGAUCAGCAAUCUGAGGAUAGCGAGCAGGAGGAGCUUGACCACUUCAUUGCAGAAAUAGAAAGUGCAGCAGAGAAGCAAUGGGAGGAAGAGGAGGCAGCAGAGAAAGAAGAAACUUCAAGGCUGCAAUAUCGGUACAGAGAAGAGAUGGGUGAUCGGAGGGGUUUCAAUAGAAGCUAUGACAACUCAGAUGCUGAUGAUAGAAACCAGGGGAGAUACAGGAGAGAUAACAACAACCACAAUAAAUGGACCUCAGAUUCCAGGAGAUGGGAUGAUGAUAGUGAGAUAGAGGCGUCAGGUGAGGAUGUUGACAACCACAGCGGUUUCAGUAGAAGAUAUGACAACUCAGAUCGUGAGGAUAGAAGUCAGGGAAGAUACAGGAGAGGUAGCAAAAACAUUAAAAGGACAACAGAUUCCAGGAGGUCGGAUGAUGAAAGUGAGGCGUCAGGCGAGGACUGGGACUCUGAUGAUGGCAGGGAUGGUGUGGUUGGCUUUGAUAACGCGAGAGAUACACCUGAUGAACAUCCUCGACGAUUUGAAAGCAUGAGACAUGAGAGGAGCAGAUCCACUCAUCGGCAGAAUUAUAUGCCUGGGGCCUCCAGAAAUUCCAGUCGGACUUUAAAGAAUUCAGUUAGUGUUUCUGAUGACAGUGGGGAUGAUCAUUCAGACACCGAAGACGAUGAGGUAUGGGGAUCAGAUUACAAGGAAGGGACAAACUCGAGAGACCCAAAGGUGAUUUUUCCUAAUUACCAUAGUGGCAGUGAGGAGGAUACUGACGACAACUGGAAGCAUGGUGGCAAGCCUGGCCAAAUCAAGAAAAAUACUGAUGAGGACUGGGACAGUGACUGAGAAACAAAAAAACUCUCAAAUAUUGAUCAUGGCUUCUAUCGGUUAUACCCAUCCAUCGAGGGACUGCUGGAACAAGGGUAACAGGCUUGGUUUUUGCGAGAGCAUCCAUUUCAGCUGUUCAGGCAGUGCUUCUCUGAGUCCGUUUGAAAUCAUGCCGAGCUCAUAAGUUGUUUGCAUCUCGAAAUGCGUCUUUGACAGUAGUAUUGCAGGCACACAUCCUCGAAGCAUUCUACUUGCUGCACAACAGCCAUGUGACCAUAAUAGGAUGACAAGGUAUUUGAUGUUCCAUGCCAGAGAGAGAGUGUGUGUGUUUGGUAAUUUCAUCGGUCAAAGGGACCUGGAAGUUCUGGACAUUUUAAUUUCUUUUUCUGGGAUCAUCAUUUAUAAGAAGAGCACAUUUGCUGUAAACAAAAGCUUGCACAUAGAUAUAGCUGAAAGGCUGCUUGUUGUAUCCCCUUGAGGCACAAAUUCAUUUCAUUCAUUGUGAGAUGCUUACUCAUAACGCUGGGACCAUUCAUCUUAGGACUUGAUUUUGUCAUCUUGUGUUGUUGACAAUAUCUGCGAGUCCGAUCCAUGUUUCAGAAUGUAUUUUACAACCAUAUUGCUCGGAAAAUAAUAAUUCUGUUGAACUCA